UUACGCGAAGCUGCUGAAUAAAAAGUGAAAGUGAAAGCAGAGUUCUGGCUUCUGUGCAGCCAGCCGAGCGCCAUGAGCCUGUUCGUGAAAUUUCGAAAAUCAUCACCUUCUUCCCUCUCAAUAUUCUCUUUUCAGAGCUUCUUCACAACACUCCCACAUUUUUCUGGGGAGAAGAAGGAGACUAGUAGCUUCAUUCACCCCACAGCGGUUGUUCACCCAAAUGCCAUAAUUGGUCAGGGUGUUUCAAUUGGUCCAUUUUGUACCAUUGGGUCUUCUGCAAGGCUUGGGAAUGGUUGUCAAUUGUAUCCCGCAAGCCAUAUUUUUGGAAAUACAGAAUUGGGUGAGCGCUGCGUUUUGAUGACUGGUGCUGUAGUUGGUGACGAUCUUCCUGGACAAACUGUCUUAGGGUGCAAUAACAUUAUUGGACACCAUGCCGUGGUUGGUGUCAAAUGCCAGGACAUGAAAUACAAGCCAGGGGAGGAAUGUUUCCUUGAUGUUGGAAACAACAAUGAAAUCAGAGAGCAUGCUUCAAUUCACCGAUCUUCAAAAUCAAGUGAUAGAACGGUUAUUGGUGAUAACAAUCUCAUCAUGGGUUCUUGUCAUAUUGCCCAUGAUUGUAAGAUAGGAAACAAUAACAUAUUUGCGAACAAAACUCUUCUAGCAGGUCAUGUUGUUGUGGAAGACUAUACUCACACUGCAGGAGCAAUUGCUGUUCAUCAGUUCUGCCGUGUUGGUUCAUUUUCUUUCGUUGGUGGGGGUUCUGUGGUAUCAGAAGAUGUCCCCAAGUACACGAUGGUAGCUGGAGAAAGAGCUGAGCUUCGUGGUUUAAAUUUGGAAGGUCUUCGUCGUCGUGGAUUCAUGGUCUCAGAGAUUAAGAGUUUGAGAAUGGCAUAUCGAAAGAUUUUUAUGCCUGUUGAUGCCAAUAAUAUGGGUUUUGAAGAACGUCUCGCUGAAGUGGAACAGGAUGAAGAAUUGAGUAACGUUCCUGCUGUAUGUUCAAUGGUGCAGUCUAUUCGUGAUUCUUUGGCUGAAAAUCGCCGUGGGAUAUGCAGGGUUAGACAAUGGAGUAAUUUAUGAAGGGUUAGACAAUGGAGUAGAUUAUGAAGGCAUGCAAUAGUAAUUUCUGCAUCUACAAAUUGGAUUUUUUUUUUCCUAUUUCUUUUCUGGCCCUACAAGUAGCUGUUUGAUUUGUUAUUCAUACAAGUUGAAGAACAAUCUGUGUUCAAGGGGGAUCUAGAUUACAGAACAUAUGGCAGGUUUCCUUUUCUAGGUAAGAACUUUCUGUCACUUUUCUUCGAACUUUUCUAGAUUCAGUCUCCACCACUAGGCAGCACGGCAGCAAACUUCAAGCUACAUCCCUCCGUCAUUCUGUCCUAUGGUAUUUCUAAAUUAAUCUUUGCUUCAAAAUCAUAGACAUUAUAUUACUCUGUCAAGGAUUGGAAAGUGCUUGUACAUUAGACAUUCAACAAUGUUGUGGUUCUAAAAUGGAAUUAUGAUCUGUGAUGUAACCUACUUUUUUAUUUAUGAGUGCAAUAACUGACUUAAAGAAA
Molecule: messenger RNA, 1550 nt
Organism: Mangifera indica (mango)
Lineage: Eukaryota; Viridiplantae; Streptophyta; Magnoliopsida; Sapindales; Anacardiaceae
Product: probable acyl-[acyl-carrier-protein]--UDP-N-acetylglucosamine O-acyltransferase, mitochondrial
Exons: 10
Coding region: 73-1077 (334 amino acids)
Biological process (GO): lipid biosynthetic process
Molecular function (GO): acyl-[acyl-carrier-protein]-UDP-N-acetylglucosamine O-acyltransferase activity
Source: RefSeq, a predicted model, not a curated record